Messenger RNA from Nasonia vitripennis (jewel wasp), 2951 nucleotides. RefSeq lists its product as uncharacterized. The record is from RefSeq and is a predicted model, not a curated record. Gene Ontology annotation, molecular function: protein binding. The transcript is spliced from 5 exons. NCBI's taxonomy places the organism in Eukaryota, Metazoa, Arthropoda, Insecta, Hymenoptera, Pteromalidae. The coding region runs from base 262 to 1887 and encodes 541 amino acids.
UAUAGGUAUACCGGAGUCGAAAAUCAUCGUCGGCAACCUGCACAUUUUUGUUUACGUGCAGCCGAGUAGAUAUACACAUAGACGCACGCCGGAGAAAAAUGCGAGCGUCGUCUUUACAAUUUACCUUGAAAAUUGCGCUAGUCGUUGCGGAAUAGAUACGAGUGGGAAUAACAAUUAGGCAGUUAUAUCGUAAAGUUUGUAAUUAUACGUAUAUAGUGUCAUAUAUAGACGCUGAGUUGAGACAAGAAGAGGAGCAGCGAAAUGACGUCGGAGAGGGCGAGGAUUACGCUGCUACUGGGCGAUAAUCGGUUUCAUGUCGACAAAAAACGGAUCGCCGAUAAAAGCCGAUACUUCGAAUCGCUCUUCUCCCACAAUUUCAGCGAUUCCAAGGACAAUGAGCAGACCGUCAAUUACAAAGUCGCGCCUUCCGUCCUCCAGGAUUUCUGUGACUGGAUAGAAGAAGAUCCUCCACGUUUACGUCCAAAUGAGUCUCACCAGAUUAAGAUAUCUCUUCAAAAGUUCCUCUCCGACAGCUUUGACUGCCUGAAACAGUUGCUGGAGCUCAGCAUAAUAUACACAGUAGAGGAGCUCAGUCUAGAACUGAGCGACAUAAUAAUCCAGCAUUGGCUGAAACCAGAGCUUCUCCUGGAUAUUUGGAAACUAUCUCGAGAUUUAAGUCUGACUGCCCUCAUAGAUGUAAGCUACUCUGCCUGCCUGGAGAGAUUUAUGGAAAUACCAGUGGAUGAGCUUCUGAGCAUCUGCAGCAAAGAUUUCCUGCAACUUGUGCGCAAUGUUAAUGUCAGGUCUUCAGUGGACUACCUAGCUUAUGUGAUUAACGAAAGACUGAAGAGGGAGAAUGGUGAGACUGAUGACUCCCAGAUAAAAUUGCAGCUUAUCAAGCUUACAGAGCUGCUGGACAGUCCUGAGAGAAAACCUUCACUGAUGCACUGCUUCUUUGCUGAGACUAUCAAGUCGGAAAACGACGGUGACUAUAACACGCGAGUCGUCUACGCGUUUCAACAGAAGGUUCCUGCCAAAUUUGGCGAGCUUAUCGAGGUCUGGAGAAUGGACGAGCCUGGCAAGGACCUUGCUGGCAUGGGAGUGAUAGGAAGAGGUUUCAGCGUAUACAAAAUCGGCGGCGAGCUCCGAUUAGGCUCCUGCAAGUUCAACAUGAAUGUCUGGCGUUACUGCCUCAUCUCUAAGAAAUGGUACUAUCUCUCAAGAUUACGAAAGCCGCGAAGACACAUGGCAAUGGCUUUGGUCGGCGACAUAUUGAUCCUAAUAGGCGGUGUAGGCCGCUAUCGCUUAAAGCUCUCCUCGGUGGAGAUGCUCAAUUUGCACACGGGUUUAUGGAUCAACGCGCCCGACAUACCCGAGACCUUCACGGAUGUACCACCCACCUGUGUCAUCAACGGCCUCGUCGCGAUCUGCGUGUCUGAUAUCUACAUGUUCAACCCAUCCUCCAACUCCUGGAUAAAGGUCGAACAUGAUUUUGACUCGAGCGAGUUCUGUGGCGUGAAAUGCCUCGCCGCAUACAAUAAUACGCUCUACCUCGGCAAAGAAGGUGGCACAUUCGUAGGCUACGACGUCAUCUGGGAUAUGAAACAACAGGCAAUUCGUGGGGCUCGGAUCUCGCGGUCAAAGUACAAGCAGUUUCAAAGCCCCUGUCAGAAGAUUCUGAUCAGCGAGGAUGGCAGCGUCAUCGGUAUUGUUUACGCUUUCGAGAAAAUCACUGUUGAAUGCGGCAGGUUAUAUGAGAGUCAUCUCGGGACUGCAGUGCUCGAGUCGAGUAUGCAUAGCUUCGGUCUACCUCUCUCCUGCCUUGUGCCCGUCACUUGUUUCAACCUCGUCGACCCGUCCACCCUAUAUAAGCAGCUACUGCCCUGAGUUUUUUGAGCGAUGAAGUGGUGUUCUUGCCGGUAUAUUAAGAGACUGCUUCGAAGCUAACUUCGGAUCCCUAUUUAAGUUUCUCGUAUAGUUUGUAAAUCUGAUGAUGAUUGUUUCGUCAACGUGAAAGUGUCGUAGGUGCGAAUAAAUUCGCCUAUUCCAAUUUUUAAUGCUAAGUAGCCUUGUGUAGUAAUAGUUGCAUGUGUUUGCUAUUAGUUUUAAAUUAUUUAUUUCGUGUACAUAGUUAUAUGAAGAUAAUAAUCAACAGCUUUAUAGCUUCCCAUUUCGCGCUUACAGUUUGAGUUUGCAACUGUCGAGAAUAGACGCGUGUAGUUGGGUAAACGAUAUAUCCAUUUGAGGUGCUAUAUCGUGUGAUAGACUCAUUGUAUUGUAAUAUAUUUUGUAAUAUAUCGAUAACGUAAGUUCUGCUCGUUAAUUUUAAUUUUUAAGUAUAUACGGAAUCGUUCGAUGAAACUUACUCGAUCGUAGAUAUUUUCAUAAGCGUAAAAGUUACUAUACCUUUAAGUUCGAAUUCAUAGAGCAUAAUUUUGCGCACAACUACAAAGAGCGUUUGAAAAAUAAAACGAGUGCAUUAGAAACUCUUAAACAAACAUUAAAAGACAAAGAGGAAACGAUUCAGUUGGAUGGAGAAUUCGUCGCUCAAGCAAAAGUAACUGAAUGGAGUGCCUUGAAACAUGCCAACUCGGACAUAAUUUUCCUCUGACUGCUUUUUUAUCAGUAUUUUGGUAGAGAUGUUAAACUAGCACACAUUUAUAAACAAAUAUGUACGAAACACGUAUGUGUACUCAAAAUCGAUUUUUGUAAUUCGUAGUGUCGAUUAGUACGUAUGCAUAUACAAUGUAGUUCGUCUCAACGACGAUAUAAGUGUAUAUGUGUGUCAUGUGUGACAGGCCGCGAGUGUCGAGUUGUAAAAGAAACUAUUUUACAUUGUCGAAAGCGCAUAUCUCGCGAGCCGGAAUUAAUCGAGCUUCCAGUCUGUAGCGUUUGUCGCGGUGAUUGAUUGUCCAGACAAGUAAGAAACAAUAAACGGAAACAAGCCAAAA